AUGCUCGGUCUCGAAAAACCCGGUUCAUCGGACAUCUCAUCCUCGUCCACGGAUACGUCCGCAAUCUCUCCGAUCAGUGUGAGCAGCAUGCCAUUAUCUCCUGACAAAGAAAAGAAGAAGGUCAGCUUUGUGCGCUACAACCCUGAUAUACCGCAAAUUGUGACUUCAUUCAAAGGGUACCAAAAACUUAUGUAUCAAGGCUAUCGCUACAAUAUUUAUCAGGUUGUUCCGGAAAGAAACUUCAAGUCAUGGCGGUGUGUCUGCGCUAAGAAAAUGUCAGAUGCCGGCCAAUGGUGUAAGUGUCGUGCUGAAACUACGAUGGAUGACAAAAACGCGUGCACAAAGGGCAUCCACAAUCAUCCGCCAAAACACCAUGUCGCUGAGAUCGAAUUCAUCAAGUCGCAACUCUUCAUGGCGGCUUUGGAAAAUCCGGAUCACGACGCCGGAGAUCUCGUCAACCAAGCCUGCCAAUACUUCAGUGACGGAAAUUGCUUCGACAACAAGGAAAGCGUUCGCAAAAGCAUUGUUCUUGCUAGAUCACGUGUAGGAAAACCGAGAAAGCCAAGAAGUCGGCCUACUAAUCCAUUGAAGAGAAUGAAGUUUGAUGCAGAUACCGAAGAUGAAGAUGAAUACAAAUUCCCGAAAAUGAAAAUGGAGAACGAUAUUUCAUGCUUCUUGCCACUAUUCAACAAUGGACUGCCAAUUACAAAGAUUGAUUCACCAUUCCAACAAACUACCCCACCUUCUGUCAUUACAACCCCAAAUCCACCUCAGCCAGAACAGACCAAUCUGCUUCAAACCAAUCUUCUCAAUGGAAUCUCGAACCCAUGGAUGGGACUUGAAGACCCAAUGACAAUGCUCUGGGCGAAUAUGCUAAACCCUGUUGGAGGAAUUGAUGUACUCUCUACGAUUGCUGCUUUAUCUAGACAGAAUCAAGCAAUAAACACUCAACCGCCACCAAUUCCUCAAGCCCCAAUGAACUUCCAAACUAGUACCAUUGUAAACCCGAUUCCAAAAGAAGGUUCAAUCGCGGCAUCGAUGAGCUCAAUGAAUGAGGGAACACCACUUCCACCACUAUCAAGCAUUCAAACGAGUCCUGUCAUUCAAAGCACUGGCGUUUUACGACUAAACCGUCCAAUGAUGAGAGAUAGCAGCUCGCAGACAUCAGAGGAAAUCAAAGUUUCCCAAUGUUUGACCUCAGGAUGCGGCUGCCGAGUGAUUCGAGUGUGCUGUUGCGAAGAAGGCGUUUGUCGUCAUCGGCAAGCUGCUGCUUUCUAA
This is a messenger RNA of Caenorhabditis bovis, 1278 nucleotides long. The record is from the annotation of a GenBank genome assembly. NCBI's taxonomy places the organism in Eukaryota, Metazoa, Nematoda, Chromadorea, Rhabditida, Rhabditidae.